AUGAAUUAUCAUUACAUAAAUCUGUUGAUCGCUGUUUGGAAUUGUUUAACUUUCUGGAAUUUAGUGCAAGGUGAACCAAUGUGUGAAUACAAUCGACAUCUGAAAGUUUCAGAAGAUUCCAAUGACUGUGCAUUCUACUACAGUUGUUUCAACGGACGAGUUAUCGCAAGUCAUCGUUGUUCAGGUCGAAAGGAUCCGAAUCAGUGUGGCCGAUAUCAUUUAUGCAUCCGCAGUAAAUCUAUGAAAAUCCAGUUUUGUCCUCCGGACCAAACAUGGUCGGAUGAAGAGCAAAGAUGUGAAUUAAUUGGCGACUAUCCGGACUCCUGUUAUCAGUGGUCAACUAGUGUUUCUAACCAUUUUCUCAUUACGACACCAACGUUUGGCUGGACGACGCGAUACAAAGGACGAACGGAUAUGGUGGAGAGGAGCACCCACAAAACUCCAUCCUCGACAAAUAAGGACCCGGACUCUGAUUGGUUUCAGUGUGAGCCUCGUGUUUCUUCUUAUAUUGUUGGUGGUCUGGCAGCGACCGAUGGACAGUGGCCAUGGCAAGUUAUGCUCAAAGGGAAACUGAACUCAAGCCAUACAACCCAAUGUGGUGGAGUACUCAUUAGUCCUAAAUGGAUUCUUACAGCUGCACAUUGCGUUUACAGACCGUCUCUUCGCAAUGCUGGAGCCUGGACUGUUACACUGGGUGAAUAUCUUAUUGAUAAAUUGUCAGGACAUGAAAAAAAUAUAAAACCAAUCAGGAUUAUUAGGCACGAAAACUACUCCCCAACGGGUGGCUUUGAGAAUGACAUCGCCAUGAUUGAGUUACCAGAAAUUCUAGAUUUGAAUCCUAAAUCAGUGUUUCCUAUUUGCAUUGCUAGUAAACAACUAUCUAUUGAUCUUCACGAUUGCUGGAUGACUGGAUGGGGUAAUACAGAAGGCACUGCUGAUCCAAAUGUUCUCCAAACAUUGAAAGUUCACAUUUGGCACCAUCAAAGAUGCAAAGAUGUAUGGACAGGACUGAUUAGUGAUGGUCAUAUUUGUGUUAGUUCUGGAAAUUCAGGAGCAUGUUUGGGUGAUUCUGGCGGCCCGCUGUCUUGUAAAAUCAACGACCGUUUCGUACUUGUUGGCAUAGCAUCAUGGGGUGUUACAAGUUGUCGUAAUAACAACUUCCCGGACGUUUAUUCCAAUGUAACUUUUUAUUUGGACUGGAUUCGGAGUCGUGCUUCUUUGGCCAACAACUGA
Messenger RNA from Octopus bimaculoides (California two-spot octopus), 1233 nucleotides. RefSeq names its product chymotrypsin-like protease CTRL-1. The record is from RefSeq and is a predicted model, not a curated record. Gene Ontology annotation, cellular component: extracellular region. Lineage: Eukaryota; Metazoa; Mollusca; Cephalopoda; Octopoda; Octopodidae. Gene Ontology annotation, molecular function: serine-type endopeptidase activity; chitin binding. Gene Ontology annotation, biological process: proteolysis.